Molecule: messenger RNA, 1911 nt
Organism: Pyricularia grisea
Lineage: Eukaryota; Fungi; Ascomycota; Sordariomycetes; Magnaporthales; Pyriculariaceae
Exons: 4
Coding region: 281-1432 (383 amino acids)
Source: RefSeq, a predicted model, not a curated record
CGAAUGGACCCGCCACGUCUGGUCCACGCGAAUCUUGCAGAGGGGUAAACUGGGCAGACUCGCCCUACGCAUGCAUUAAUCGACCGUGGAUCCAUGAACUCCAACUAUUUCUAUCUCUAUCUCUAAACCACAUCCAGUUAAUAUCUCGAAUUGAUUUCCCACGAGAAACGCGUCGAUUCCGUUCUGCCUGGUGUUUAGCCGCAGCCGGUGCCAAAGCGCCCAAUCCCGAUCGCCCCUUCCGAUACAGCAUGCUGGAUAUUGUUUCACAAACGACGCCGUGAUGGAUGAUGUGCCUGCAGCUCCGGGCAAUGGCAAAGCCAAUGGGAAUGGCGCCGCCCCUCCAGAGAUGCCAGCCGCCGCUAUUGGUCAUGAGCUCCCAUAUGUCGCACCCUCUUCCUACCUUCGUCCCAAACCUCAAAGUCGCAACGCCAUGCCAGAAUCACAACCGUUCGGGCUUCUGGAUAGAGAUCAAAUGCAAGGCCUGAAUGGCAUCCGCGAGUUCCUGAAGAUCAGGACAAGCUAUGACGUCCUUCCUCUAUCGUUCAGGCUCAUAAUACUAGAUCAAGAUCUGCUCAUUAAGAAGAGCCUCAACAUCCUAAUACAAAAUAGCAUAGUCUCGGCACCACUUUGGGACUCUAAGAACUCGACCUUCGCUGGUCUUCUGACCAGUACUGACUACAUCAAUGUCAUUCAGUACUACUGUCAAUACCCCAGUCGCCUGGACGAGGUGGACCAGUUUCGAUUGAGUAGUCUUCGAAAAAUUGAAAAGGCAAUCGGUGUGAUACCGCCCGAGACGAUAUCAAUCCACCCAAUGCGGCCGCUUUACGAGGCCUGCGUCCGGAUGAACGCUACACGUGCACGGAGGAUACCCCUGAUCGAUGUGGAUGACGAGACAGGCAGAGAGACGGUUGUCAGCGUCAUCACACAGUAUCGAAUCCUGAAAUUCAUUGCGGUCAAUAACGAAAACUAUUCGCAGUUGCUGCGCAAACCAGUUCGCGAAUGUGGUUUGGGCACAUAUGAGAAUAUCUUCACGGCACGCAUGAGCCACAGCGUACUAGACGUGAUCAAUCUCAUGGUGUCGUACAGCAUCUCGUCGGUUCCCAUUGUGGACAAGGAUAAUCGCGUAAUCAACGUUUUCGAGGCAGUUGACGUGAUCCCCUGCAUCAAGGGGGGUGUCUAUGACGAGCUGACAGCUACGGUGGGCGAAGCACUCGCAAGGCGGUCGGAUGAUUUCCCAGGAAUCUACACCUGCUUUGAGGAUGACCGUCUAUCCUCCAUCUUCGACACUCUACGAAAGUCUCGGGUGCACCGUUUUAUCGUGAUUGACGAUCAAAGUCAACUGAAGGGCAUCAUCUCGCUAUCAGACAUCCUCAAAUACGUGCUUGGCGACGAGGCGGAAGAGACAGAUGGUUCCAAAGAUGGCAGGAAGUGAAAGGAAUUUCUGAGCGGCUGCCGUGGCAUUUUUCAUUGCAUGGAUGACGAUGAUAAUGAUGAUGGAAUUUUUCUAGCUGCUGUUAUUACUAAAGGUAAUGAUUUGAGGCUAACUUUCACUCGAUGGGUUUUGAUUUGUUCGCAUUUACAAGGCGUCAAGGCCAGCGCGACGGGGGGCGGAUGGAUAAGGUACUUACUCAGGUACUACUUUUUGGCGCAUCUUUGCUUUCUCCAGUCUACUUCCAAUUCGAUUCCCUCUAUUUGCUUCAUCUUCGUGUUCUGUUUCUCCCCUUCCCAUAUCUCGAUUCAGAAUUUUCUUCCUUUGCUUGAGCUCCCGUAGAUCAGUGGUCUGGUUGAGGGUGGCUUUCUGGAAGUGACUGGGGUCCCUGAGGGGCCAAAUGUUUGUUUCUGUAGGUGAUUGCUUUUGGGUGAUGCGGCUGUACAAGGCUCACCCGGGGUAUUCUUAUUUCUGUGAGGCGC